AUGGCCAGGCUGCAAGAGUUGUUAUCCAACCUGCUGUGCCACGAGGCUAUCAGUUUCCUCAUCUACGGCACCGCCUUCCUUCUUCUCCUAGUCUACAUCCCCUACUGGAUCCGGCAGCAGCUCGAUAGGCACUAUUUGAAGUUUCUUGCUAAGAAAGCCAGAGAAAGACAUCUGAAGCAAAUGGAGUAUACAGAAACAAGUCCAGACGUGAAUUACCUUGAUUCUGGUUUCACGAAAGAAGAUGAUGAUGAAGAUGAUUACGGUUACGAAGGCGAUGAUCAGAAAGAGCGGAAGGAGGGAGAGAAUGCCAACGCGUUCCAGAAAAACAGUGAUGAGAAAUUGUCGUAUAUGUCUCCUGUGUCGUCAAGGAUAGCACAUUAG
Candidula unifasciata is the source of this 381-nucleotide messenger RNA. NCBI's taxonomy places the organism in Eukaryota, Metazoa, Mollusca, Gastropoda, Stylommatophora, Geomitridae. The record is from the annotation of a GenBank genome assembly.